CGUUGAUUCAUACUAUGACUUUGCGUCUAGCGAUUAGCAAGCCUUUGCUUUCGUGUUGUUACGGGUCGAGCAAAGUAGUGCGCAAGGGUCUUGUCGUGACGCAUUGGAGGACGUUGUCAGGUUGGAGACGAGCCGUGUCGGACGCAGAGAGAGUCGUUGGAUAUCCAACAUCAUUUCUCGGACUGAGCUAUCUUCUGAGCGAUGAGAUAUCCAACGUAAUGUCACAUUUCAGACAGCUAGCCAGCGGCCGUCACAUCCAUCCCUUAUUCAGAACUCUGCGAGACUUUCUCUUUGAUGGGCAGGAAAAUGUCCACAUACGGGGAUUAGUAAUCUUGCUGAUUUCCAAGGCAACCAACUGUAUUCCUGAGACUAGACGUAUAUCAGGUCAACAGCUGGAUGCCACAGGUAUAUUACAGAGUCAGAGAUCGCUGGCUGAAAUUGCCGAAAUGAUCCACAUGGGAUACUUGGUUCACGCCGGUAUUGUUGACGUGCAAAAAACAGUUUCGAACGAGGAGGACCCUUUAGUCACCAAAGCUCUCAACUAUGGUAAUACCAUGUCGAUACUCGGUGGUGAUUUCCUGCUGGCUAACGCAUCAACAGAGCUUGCAAAGCUUCAUAACACAAAGGCGGUAGAAUUGAUAUCAACUGCUAUUAGUGAGAUGAUGGAGGGAGGGUAUAUGGAGUCGGUAUUGCAUUACCCCAACACGCAUAACAAUAAACAAACCAGCUAUUGUCCCACGUUGUCGAGUGACUUCGACUGGUUGCUACCGCCUGAUACGGUCGACGAAACGUUACAUCUCUGGCUCGUGUGGAUCUAUCUCUGUUGGGGUAGUCUACUGGCUAAGAGCUGUCACGUGUCAACCCUGCUGGCCAAUCAGCAUGACGACAUCCGGCUAGCAGCUUCUUGCUACGGUCAACACUUUGUAAUAACACGGCAGCUGUCUAGAGAUUUACAACCAUUUGUUGGCACAACAGGACGUCACGAACUAAAGCCGAUGAACGGAGUUGUCAUCAAAGCAAAGUCAUGUGACCAGUUGGACGAGGAUGCUGAUCACGAUCAAUCAAUAAUCCAAAGCCUGAGAGAGAGUGUAAUCGUAGAAGACGUACGUGAAGUGUGUCGGUAUCACGGGAGGAAAGCGACGGAGUCAUUAGAAGCGUUUCCAGCAUCGGAGGCUAAAGACACGUUACAGCAAAUGGUUCGAGUAUUAGUACAAUAGAUAGAUUUCACCAUUCUUGUACAUACAAACGUUAUCAUCAUGAUGAGUAAUACAUUUAGACCUCAUUAUUCCUACAUGUACACCCAAUGAUUCGAUGCCCUCACUCUCUGACGAAGUUACACAUGUAACCAAUUUCUAUGGUCACAGGUGGCACCAGAGACUGGUCUUGGGCACCAAGUAAGCAAAGAUUUGGUACCAAAGCUUGAAGCUACUCAAGCAGAUGGUGACGUCACGACUGUAACUGAACACAAGACAUCAUGAUCAGAUGUACCAUGAUGAUACAUACAUACAUACAUACAUGACUCGUUGAGUAUGUAUGUAUGUAUGUACAUACACUGUAUGUAUAAAUAUUGAUGUAUCUAUGAACACUGUAUGUAUAAAUAUUAAUGUAUGUAUGUAUGUACACUGUAUGUAUAAAUAUU
This is a messenger RNA of Corticium candelabrum, 1639 nucleotides long. Its product is annotated as all trans-polyprenyl-diphosphate synthase PDSS2-like. Gene Ontology annotation, biological process: isoprenoid biosynthetic process; ubiquinone biosynthetic process. Gene Ontology annotation, cellular component: transferase complex; mitochondrion. NCBI's taxonomy places the organism in Eukaryota, Metazoa, Porifera, Homoscleromorpha, Homosclerophorida, Plakinidae. Bases 15 to 1217 code for a protein of 400 amino acids. Gene Ontology annotation, molecular function: prenyltransferase activity. The record is from RefSeq and is a predicted model, not a curated record. The transcript is spliced from 6 exons.